UCCCAAACCAAAAGCAUUUUAUUCCUUGUGUUUUCUUACAGCUAACCCGCUCUCUCCCAAAUCUGUGCUCUCGGAUACCCAAAACUCUUGGCUCGUAUUCUCGCCAAGAAAGAUGGAUACCUCAACUUCAAACUUCGACGCUCACAUCACUCACAAUAUGCAGAUAAUCGAUGUUGGCACUGCUUCUCUAUCUGAAUCCUUCCAAUCCCUCAAGUCCAAAUCGCAACAAACUUCUCAAAAUCAAGUUCAACUACACGAUGUUAAAUGCAAACUGAAGGAAGUGGAGGAUGAAUUGGUUGAAGUACUUGCAGAGAAGGCACGCAAAGUGGCGAAGAAAAUGGCUUUGAUGAAUGCUAUUGCAUCUGCCAAGGCCAGAGUUGGAAACCUCAACACAAGUAUUCAAGAGGUUCGUGCUAGGAAACAAGAGUAUAGUGCGUUUCUAUCUGAACAAUCUCUUGCUUUGGCAGCAUCUGAGAGGAAGCUAAAUGAGAACAUUGAGCAUACAAAUGAAACACGGGAAGCCAUCUCUUGGUAUAAUAGAGUGCUUGGUUUUCAUGUCAAAGGGGGACAUGGGGUAAAGUUCAUGUUCAAGUAUAUAAAUGUAAAGAAUCCAAACGAAGAGUACACUUUUAUCGUCUCCCAUGAUAAAAAUACUUACACAUUGUUAAGUUGUGAACCUCCCCUCGAUGGUAUUGAAGAGUUGGUCGAUGAAUUAAACAAGACAAAUGGUCUGUUUAAGUUUGUAAAAGCAAUGCGGAAAAAAUUUCAAGAAACCUUGGUGCAAGAGAGCUUAGUUCUAACAACAGUUGAACCUGGAGAAUCUGCCUUUAUCUCUUCAUCUGCUCCUGCUCCUGAUACAUCCAUUAGAAGUGAUUAUACAAUCACAGAAAAUGAGCAUCAAGUGGAACUCUCUGAUGGUAGUGCACAAUUAAAGAAAAAAAACAAUCGCAGAAGGAAAAGUUUAGCACUUUUAUCUCCUGAUUCUGCUUCAUCUGUUCGCAAGUCUCCACGUUUGAAGGUUAGGAAAUAAAAUGCAAAGGAUGUUUGUCACCUCAUUUGAUGAUACGUGCUGAGUUCCCGGGGUGCUCUUGCGGGCGUAAGUAAAUAUUUAAGUUGCUAAGUGUUUGCUAACAAAUUGACACAUCCCAGGGACAUCUAUGCAUUCUACUGGCUGUGUUAUUUUGGGCUUUUACCUCCUCCCGUGUCCAAAAAUUUUCCGGGGUUAAUUAUGUGUGAUAUACUAAGAUGAUUAUAUUGUUGUUAAGUGUAUUGCUGCA
Messenger RNA from Lathyrus oleraceus (garden pea), 1277 nucleotides. Its product is annotated as kinetochore protein SPC25 homolog. Bases 113 to 1030 code for a protein of 305 amino acids. Gene Ontology annotation, cellular component: Ndc80 complex. The record is from RefSeq and is a predicted model, not a curated record. NCBI's taxonomy places the organism in Eukaryota, Viridiplantae, Streptophyta, Magnoliopsida, Fabales, Fabaceae. Gene Ontology annotation, biological process: chromosome segregation. The transcript is spliced from 8 exons.